Molecule: messenger RNA, 2256 nt
Organism: Pelecanus crispus (Dalmatian pelican)
Lineage: Eukaryota; Metazoa; Chordata; Aves; Pelecaniformes; Pelecanidae
Source: RefSeq, a predicted model, not a curated record
GAACUCCAUGAUCUUAUGUUUUCUCUAGAUUGGAUUAAAGCUAAAACAGAAUUGGUAGGGCCUGCUCAUCUGAUUCAUGAAUAUGUAGAAUAUAGUUCAAUCCUGGAUCAGAAGAAUAGCACAGUACGUGAGAACUUCCAGGAAUUUCUGUCUUUAAAUGGGCACCUUCUUGGACGGCAGCCGUUUCCUGAUGUUAUACAGCUGGGUCUUUGCCAGCCAGAGACAUCAGAGGUGUAUCAACAAGCCAAGCUACAUGCUCAAAGAGAAACAGGAGCAUUUUAUUUGGAAUGGAUAAAUAAAAAAUCCUUGAAAAACCUCUACCGUCUCGUCGUUCGUCCACAUAGAGAUGCAGUUUACCAUGCUUGCUUUUCUAAGGAUAGACAGAGAAUAGCAUCAUGUGGAGCUGAUAAAACACUUCAGGUGUUUAAAGCAGAAAGUGGAGAGAGACUCCUGGAGAUAAGUGCCCAUGAUGAUGAAAUACUUUGUUGCACUUUCUCUGCAGAUGGUGAAUUUGUAGCAACUUGUUCAGCUGAUAAAAAAGUGAAGGUCUGGAAUUCAAGAACAGGCCAGUGUAAGUGUGUAUAUGAAGAACACUCAGAGCAGGUCAAUUGCUGCCAGUUCAAUAACAGAAGUGGUCAGUAUCUUUUAGCCACCUGCUCAAAUGACACUUAUAUCAAACUUUGGGAUUUGAACAAAAAGUAUUGUAGAAAUACGAUGAUUGGUCAUGUAAGUUCCGUCAAUCACUGUAGAUUUUCACCAAAUGACGAAUAUGUUGCUAGCUGCUCAACAGAUGGAACAGUAAAGCUUUGGGAAGCACGCUCAGGAAAUGAACGGAAAAGUAUUGAGGUAAAAGAUUUCUUCAAAAAUGCAGAUGAGCAAACAGAUGAUGUGGAGGUCUUAGUAAAAUGUUGCUCUUGGUCCAGAAAUGGUAACAUGAUUUUGGUGGUAGCCAAAAAUAAGCUUUUGCUUUUUGAUGUUAAAACAUGUGAUUUGUUAACGCAAGUCAUCGUAAGUCAUCACAGUACAAUCCAGUACUGUGACUUUUGUCCUGGUGAUGAGUUAGUAGCAGUUGCUUUGUCUCACUGUUCUGUUGAGUUAUGGAACAUUAAAUCUUUAUCAAAAGUAGCAUAUUGCAGGGGCCACAUGAGCUGGGUUCACUGUGUGACAUUUUCGCCAGAUGGAUCUUUAUUUCUGACAUCAUCUGAUGACCAGACAGUACGCAUUUGGGAAACAAAGAAGGUGUGCAAGUCUUCUGAUGCUGUGCUAAAAAGUGAACUAGAUGUUGUAUUUCAUGAUGGUGAAGUGAUGAUUUUAGCAAUUUACAAUCAGAAACAUUUACAACUUCUCAAUGGAAAUACCGACAGUGUUGUUAUGCAGACAGCAGCUCAAGGAUCUCCUAUUUCCUGCUGUUGCUUAAGUGAAGAUCUUAAAUUUGCAGCUUUUGGACAGGAGAGUGGAACAAUAAAGGUAUUACAGUUGUUGGACGGGAAAGUUCUGAAGUCCCAGGAGGCCUACAGGAUGUCUGUGCAGCAUUGUCGCUUUACCUCUGAUUGUCAGACUCUCAUUUCAAGUGCUCAUGAUUCAGUUAUACAGGUAUGGAAUUGGCAGUUGGACGAAUGUGUGUUUCUAAAAGGGCACAAGGAAGCAAUCAAGGAUUUUAGACUUCUGGAAAAUUCAAAACUUCUUUCUUGGUCAUUUGAUGGAACUGUUAAGGUUUGGAAUAUCACUACUGGAAACACAGAAAAAGACUUUGCUUGCCAUGGAGGUGCUGUUCUUUCCUGUGCUGUUUCACCUGAUGGUAGUAAAUUUUCAUCUACUUCUGCUGACAAAACUGCAAAGAUAUGGAGCUUUGAAAGUUCAUCUGUUCUUCAUGAGCUGAAAGGUCAUGAAGCCUGCGUGCGGUGCUGUACUUUCUCUCCUAAUAACAAAUUAUUGGCCACUGGAGAUGACAAAGGAGAAAUAAGGAUUUGGGACAUUUUAACAGGUGCAUUACUUCACUUCUGCUCACCAGUUACUUUAGACGAAGGAGAACCAACACAUGGUGGUUGGGUAACAGGCCUCUCGUUUUCUCCUGACAGUAAAAUGCUUGUGUCAUCUGGAGGCUAUCUUAAGUGGUGGAACGUAACUACUGGAGAAUCCUUACAAACCUUCUACACAAAUGGAACAAACCUCAAGUCAAUACAUGUGUCCCCUAAUUUCAAACUGUAUGUGACUGUUGAUAAUCUUGGUAUUCUUUAUGUAUUACAGAAGUUGUGA